Messenger RNA from Cyphomyrmex costatus, 4829 nucleotides. RefSeq lists its product as uncharacterized. The transcript is spliced from 19 exons. Gene Ontology annotation, biological process: chitin biosynthetic process. NCBI's taxonomy places the organism in Eukaryota, Metazoa, Arthropoda, Insecta, Hymenoptera, Formicidae. Gene Ontology annotation, cellular component: cell septum; cell periphery. Gene Ontology annotation, molecular function: chitin synthase activity. Bases 217 to 4704 code for a protein of 1495 amino acids. The record is from RefSeq and is a predicted model, not a curated record.
AUACGAUAUAACCACUGUAUAUUUAAAUGGCAAGUGUAUCCGGAUGCCUAUAGGUACUCCACUUUCCGAAUUGGUUCCAAUUAUAAAUCUUAUCUAGUCUUAUCAUGACAUCGAUGAUAAUACUUUGUCAAUCGAUGACUUAUCUAAAAAUUGUACCGUUCAACAUAUUAAUUUCGGCGGUUGUCGCGAUCGUAAGUUGUCACGAAAUUUGCAAGUAUGUUACCAAUAAACCGAGAAAACGAACCAAGGAUUAGUAUCUUUGAUUAUUAUUAUGACUGCAGCAGCUCUGAAUGCGAGGAAACUGAAGACGAGAGUGGUAUCAUAUCUAAAGUAUUUGUUCUAUUGGCCACUGCGCAACUACGAAAAAAUCAAUCAUUGCCCGAUUGUCUUUCUUUUAUCAAAUAUAUUUAUUUUUCAUUCUCUAAAACUUUUGGAUAUUCCUUAGAAUCAGAAGAGCUUUUUACCAAAUAUACACAAGAUAGCCAUAUAAAAUGGACGUGGUGUUUGAUUUUCAUAUAUCUUAUACCGGAAUGCAUCGGGGUGUUAAACACCUUAUGGCACCAUCUAUUCAAAAGAAAACUAAGGAUGCCAAAGAAAUGGAAUCUUUUACUCAUGAUCUUGAUAGAAACGCUUCACACGCUGGGUUUAAUGUUGUUAACUUUCCUCGUGCUACCGGAAAUCGGUGCAGUACAAGGUGCCGCGAUUUUCUGUUGCCUAUGUUUCGUACCAGGAUUGCUGAAUCUACUUUCGCGAAAUAAAGAGAGUUGCAAUACAUCAAUUAAAUUAAGAUUACUAAAAAUUUUUGAUGUACUGGCAUUAAUUGCCCAAAUUAGCGGAAUGUUGUGGCCUUUGAUUCUUACUAUUAAGCACAAUGUCGACGAGACGUUAAUGUGGGUUACUCCUGUUGCUCUUGCGUUGUGCUCAAGUCGUUGGUGGAGUAACUUUGUAUCGUCUCACAGCAACGUUGGUUUGAUGCAAUUCUUAUCCCGUGCAAAAGAAGAUCUUCAACCAGGUCAACAUAUCGUACAAGGAUAUGUCUCAAUUUGGAGGAUAUUCAUUUUUAUCACAGGUGCUUUCGUCGUUAUUAACAUACGCGAAGGAAUAGAUGCUAAAAGUUUCUUCUCACCGCAAUUCACUGUCCCUACACCUCUUUAUGUCUUUGCAAUUCAAGCUGUUUGCACCAUGACGAUGUAUCAAGCUUGCAAAUUUGCUUACAGAACCCAUAUGCACCAAUUUGGUUUCGCAUUUCCAACAAAUCUAGUUAGUCUAGGAGCAGUAUUAUUGAUCGUGACAUUGUGCAUUGCUCGAAAAAAAGACAUCUGUGCUUUUCGUGACGUUACCCCGGACUAUCUUUUCUUUGAGGAUUCCCUCUUUGGAAAUUGGAAUGAAUUUCUUUCUAGUUGGUACAUUUGGUUCUGGCUUAUAUGGCUCAUGUCACAGAUAUGGAUCACGAUGCACUUGUGGACCACUGAAAACGAAAGACUAGCAUUAGCGGAAAGGAUUUUUUCUACAAUCACCUAUGAUUCGCUCAUGAUUGAUCAGUGUUUAGCUUUAAAUAGAAGGAUGCAGAAUGAAAAUAUCGAACAAGAAGGGGAAACUAAAGAUGCUCAACUUCCAAAUAGCGACUUGAAACUCGAAGUUAUCGAUAUUAGCUUAGAUGCUGAAAGGAUCGAACAAGAUUUUAAUCAAGAUGAUUCGAUUGGUGCUGAUACAGCAGUGAAUAAGUGUCAAGAUCGAGUUACGAGAAUUUACGCGUGUGCUACAAUGUGGCACGAAGAAAAAAGCGAGAUGAAUCAUUUAGUGGGUAGUAUUUUACGAUUAGAUAAAGAUCAAUGUGCAAUAAGUGCGACGCAAAAAUAUUACAAAGUUCAAAUCGAGGACUAUUAUGAAUUGGAAACACACAUUUUCUUCGACGAUGCAUUUUGUUGUAUGCAUGGCUGCGUUGGUUCGUGCAAUCACGAUGAAAAUGAGACACAAGUCAAUCAAUAUGUAAUUACGCUGGUGGAGACAGUUCAAAGAAAUGUGGAGAACUUAUGCAUGCGUUUUUCACCGCCUACUAAAUAUCCAACGCCUUAUGGAGGUUGUCUUGUGUGGACGUUACCAGGAAAAACUAACUUGAUAGUUCAUCUGAAGGAUAAAAACAAGAUUAGACACAGAAAACGGUGGAGUCAAGUCAUGUAUAUGUAUUAUCUUCUCGGCUAUCGUCUAAUGGGACUAUCAAUCGAUACAGAUCGAAAAGAGACUAUUGCGGAGAAUACGUACAUUCUUACAUUGGAUGGAGAUAUUGACUUUCGACCGGCCGCUGUUAAAGUUCUAGUGGAUUUAAUGAAAAAAGAUAAAGAUCUUGGUGCCGCGUGUGGUCGAAUACAUCCAGUCGGAUCAGGUCCAAUGGUUUGGUUCCAAAAAUUCGAGUAUGCUAUUGGUCAUUGGUUGCAAAAAUCUACAGAACAUACGAUCGGUUGUGUUCUAUGCAGUCCUGGAUGUUUUUCACUCUUUCGAACGAAAGCAUUAAAGCAGCCCAACGUGAUGGCAAAAUAUGCUACCAAGUCUACCGAAGCCAGGCAUUAUAUUCAGUAUGACCAAGGUGAGGAUCGAUGGCUAUGUACGUUGCUUCUCCAAGUGGGUUCCCGGGUCGAAUAUUCGGCAGCAAGCGAUGCUUAUACACACGCACCAGAACACUUUAAAGAUUUUUACAUACAACGACGAAGAUGGAUUCCCUCCACUGUCGCAAAUAUUUUCGAUUUGUUGAUGACUGCUAAGGAGACGAGAAAGAUGAAUAACGAUAUCUCAUGGCUAUAUAUUGCUUACCAGUGGAUUCUAAUGGGGAGUACAAUCCUAGGACCAGGUACAAUAUUUUUGAUGCUGGUUGGCGCGUUUGUCGCCGCGUUUCAUAUCGACAAUUGGACCAGUUUCUGGUACAAUCUAAUUCCAAUUGGUGUGUUUGUCGGAGUUUGUUUUAUUUGCAAGGAACGCAUGCAGUUAUUAGUAGCCGAGAUUAUCAGCGCUAUAUAUGGUCUAGUGAUGAUAGUCGUUCUGGUAGGAAUUAUGUUACAAAUCGCCGAAGAUGGAUGGCUCGCGCCCAGCAGUCUUCUCUUCUUCAUUGUCGCGUGCCAAAUGACAAUAGCUGGUCUGUUACAUCCUCAAGAAGCAACUUGUUUAUUGUGUGGUGUUAUUUAUUACAUUACUGUACCAUCCAUGUACAUGUUGUUAAUUAUCUUCUCUGUUUUCAACGUACAUAAUGUUACAUGGGGCACGCGUGAUUCGAAAAAACUGAAUGUCAUUCCUCAAGAUGAGCAGAGAUCUGCAGAAAUCAGUACUAUAUCCAGAUUUAUGAUACGACAAAGGAAUAAGCAAGACAAAAAUGAUAAAGGUACAUUAGAAUUUUCCUUGGGAAAUUUAUUCAAAUGUGUCUGCUGUGUUCAUUCAGGAAUUAGUUAUGAAGAAAAGCGAUUAAAUGAAAUUAACGAGUCUAUACAACAGAUAAACAAACGUCUGAACUUACUGGACAGAUUACAUACAGUAAACACAGAAGCAGAUGUUACACAAUCUUCUAAUGUUAAUAUAUUUUCAAGACCAUAUUUUCCAAUGGAUGAGACACGAAAAGAGGAAAUACAUGAAGGAAUCGAGUUACAACAUAUGACUGAUAAAAGUGAUCAAGGAAAUGUACUCUAUAAGGACGUCGACGAUGACGAAAGUGACAUUCUGACGCAAGAGUCAGCAACUUCGAGUCAGGAUCGAUCUAGUUUUCUCAUUAGCCCUUACUGGCUUCAAGACGAAAGACUGCGAAGAGGUGUGGUGGAUUUUUUGUCAAAUGAUGAAGAGGAAUUUUGGAAAGAUCUGAUUGGAAAAUAUUUGCAACCUAUUGAAAGUGAUGAAGAGAGUCAAAACAAAAUAACUCAAGAACUGAUUAACAGUCGUGAUGCGUAUUUAUCAAAAUUCUUCAUGCUGAAUGCUUUGUUUGUACUAAUUGUGUUCCUUAUGCAGUUAAACAAAGAUAGACUGCAUUUGCAAUGGCCACUUGGAAUGAAGUAUAAUAUUACAUAUUAUUCAGAAAAAAAUGAGGUACAUUUAACAAAAGAAUAUUUAAGACUUGAACCAAUAGGAUGCCUAUUUAUCGUCGCAUUUGUCAGUAUAUUAGGUAUCCAGUUCUGCGCCAUGUUAUUUCAUCGAUUCGAUACGUUUUCUCAUGUACUUGCUAAUACGAAACUUCCUUUUUGUACUAAGACGACUUCUUCAAAAGACAGUGUUUUCGAAAAACACGCUGAUAAAAUAGCACAGAUACUUCAACGUAUGGCAGAGGACGACGUGAUAUUUGAACUCAGACGAAGUACCGUAACUUCUGUUUACAAGCGAGAUGUGCACGAAUUACCGGGAAAUUCGAAGAGAUCAUCAAAGAGAUCAUUGAAGAUAUUGGGAAACUUUGAAAAGUUGUUUCGACGAAAGCUUCGUGAUCCAAAUUCAGGUUUAUCACAACGUAUGUCCUCACAAAUGCCGAAAAGUGCAUUUAAUGCCUUCGAGCGGAGGCGAUCAACAAUUUUAGCGGAAAAAAGAAGGACACAGACUCGGAAAUCGUAUGAAAUUUAUGAUAAUGCUGAUAAUUUGAGAUCUUCGAACGAUCAGACAUUUCCGGAACAACCAGGACAAUCGAGUUCCCAUCAAUUUCAGUAUGAUAAUCCAGGAUUUAAGCGGGAUGAGAAUAUAUGAAAUAUAUGAAACAAUUAAUUUAUUUUGAAAUAUAAUGUAAAACGGAAGUUUAUACAACUUAAAUUUCUCGCUUCUGAUAUUUUAAUCCAAUAGAGAUGCACAUUAAUGUAGUAAAUAACCAAUAU